UUAUAAAGUAUAUAUAUUUGUAAAUAACCAGCAUUAUUUCAUCAUGACCCGGAACAAAACUAAAACAGGUUACUUUAAGCGUCGUACACCGUCAAUGUUGCGGGAACCAGGAAGCGAAGAGGGCGGACCCAAACUUUUGAGUAUAAUUUGUGACUCUUUUUGAACUGAUUUAAAUUGUUUUGAUAUUUAUAAUUCUAUACAAACAUGAGCGCCGAACGAAUGCAUCAUAUUUCUAAAGAACAAUUUGUAAAAAUCCGAGUUAAAUUUGUAAAAUCCAUGGACGAUAUCGAUUCCUUUCUCGACGAAGCUUUGGCAAAUGGUUUAUUGGCCGAUGGACAUAAACAGGGAAUAGGAGCCCUGAAAAAUGUUUACGAUCAAGCACGGCAGUUGCAUGAUUAUAUAUUAAGGAAACUACCGGAUGGGUCCGAGAAAUUUGUGUCGGCCUUGAAAAAGUCAAAUCAUGAUCAAAUACUUGAGUUAUUAGACGAUCCAGAAGUCUACCCGAUGAAGUUUAAGCCACACGGGCGUGUUGUAAUAAUAAAUAAUAUAGAGUUUGACGAUGAGAAGAAAUACGAAAAAAGGACUGGAAGCGAAAAGGAUGUGGUGGGUAUUGAAAAACUUUUCAAGGAGUUCAGUUUUAAUGUUCUAACUUAUUCCAAUAAAAAAGCGAAAGAAAUGAAAGAUAUAAUUACAAAAGAAGCUGAAAAAAGUACAGCCAGUGAAGACUGUUUCGUUAUGUUCUUGAUGUCCCAUGGGGCCAUAGGGAACAUUAUUGGAAUUGAUGGUGAUGAAUUAUCUUAUUCCACUAUUAACGACGCUCUAAAGGAGAGUUCUCAGCUGAAAGACAAACCAAAGCUCAUUUAUAUAAACACUUGUCAAGUUAGUUCUGAUAAGAAAAAUGAAUAUUUCAACGUUGCAGAUCUGUAUGUUGCUUUUGCCACUGUCCCCGAACACUUGGCUUUCCGAACUAAGGAAAGUGGUUCUGUUUUCAUCGAAAGUUUAAUCAGUGUUUAUGAAAAGAACAAAGAAAAGUGUGACGUCAACUCACUAUCCCCUAAAAUACAUGCUCAAAUUCCCAAGGAAUCUGGUCAGAUUUCAAGUAGUUACAACACUUUGAAGAAAAAGGUGAUACUUCGAGCCACAAUUUAACCAAAUCCUAUCCUUAUUUUCUCUUCUUGCUCCCUACAAACAUGAAGAACUUAAACAACAAUGGUAUGUACGUUAUAUGUUUCCAAACCUGCCCCCCGUCCACUAUAUUCUAUGCUGAUUUGGGAUUUCACAAACUAAAUUCUUACCCUGCGUCUUCAAACAAAGUAUUUCUCACUUCGACACAAAGCCAGCAAUUUUAAGAGAGGUGCUUGUUAGACCCUGUUCUCUGCAGAACUUUAUUUUAUUUUAUUGAGCUGAUAUGCAUGACUCGAACCAAGUUCACUCAAUUUUCCACCUGUUUUUAACCCAUAAAGCGCUGGAAUUUGCAUGUCCA
Molecule: messenger RNA, 1483 nt
Organism: Octopus sinensis (East Asian common octopus)
Lineage: Eukaryota; Metazoa; Mollusca; Cephalopoda; Octopoda; Octopodidae
Product: caspase-7-like
Exons: 1
Coding region: 205-1149 (314 amino acids)
Biological process (GO): regulation of apoptotic process; proteolysis
Molecular function (GO): cysteine-type endopeptidase activity
Source: RefSeq, a predicted model, not a curated record